AUGGCACCAACGCUCGAAGAUGUUGCGAAACCACAGAGUAUGCCUAGUGGACCACGGAACGUACUUCGUUCCAAUGACUCUGCAAGCCUUUGGAAUUGUACACUCUCACCGGGAUGGUCACGAGAAGAGAGCGAUAUUUUAAGGAAAGCGCUUAUGAAGUUUGGAAUCGGCAACUGGGCAAAAAUUAUCGAUUCACAGUGUCUUCCAGGAAAAACUAAUGCUCAAAUGAAUUUGCAACUUCAAAGGAUGUUGGGACAACAAAGUACGGCAGAAUUUGCUGGUUUACACAUCGACCCUUUGGCGAUAGGAGAAAAAAAUUCAAAGAUUCAAGGAUCAAAUAUAAAACGCAAAAACAAUUGCAUUGUCAAUACUGGAGGAAAGCCUACAAGGGAUGAAAUCAAACGAAGAAUUCAACAAAACAAACAACUAUAUGAGAUUUCUGAAGAAGAAUGGAACAAUAUUGAAUUGCCAAAACCUGAAGAUCUACAAUCGGUAUUAGAAUCUAAAAAUGAAGAUCUUCGACGUUUACAACAAGAAUUGGAAAGUGUACGAGCACAGAUAGCAAACAUACGAC
Racocetra persica is the source of this 574-nucleotide messenger RNA. The record is from the annotation of a GenBank genome assembly. Lineage: Eukaryota; Fungi; Glomeromycota; Glomeromycetes; Diversisporales; Gigasporaceae.